This is a messenger RNA of Diuraphis noxia (Russian wheat aphid), 790 nucleotides long. RefSeq names its product solute carrier family 35 member H1. The record is from RefSeq and is a predicted model, not a curated record. NCBI's taxonomy places the organism in Eukaryota, Metazoa, Arthropoda, Insecta, Hemiptera, Aphididae.
UACCUAACAGCAAUAAUAAAGUGCAUAAUUUAUAUAUUACAGUGGUUUUCGUUGGACACUAUCACAAUUUGUUAUGCAGAAAGCCGACAUGGGCAUGAAAAGUCCUGUUGAUAUGAUGUAUUUUAGUCAACCCUGGAUGUUUAUUGCGAUAUUCCCAAUUUCAUUGUUUUUAGAAGGUAAUGAUUUCUGGAAUUGGUGGAUUAAUAAUGAAAAUAUUCGAUGUUAUGAAAUGGUUAUACGUAUAUUAAUGGGAUCGUUCCUCGCUAUUGGACUUGAAGUAUCCGAAUAUUUUGCUGUAUAUAAAACAUCAAGCAUUACACUAAGUAUAAUUGGUAUUAUCAAGGAAAUUUGUAUUUUAAUAUUGGCUGUGGAAUGGAAUGGUGACAAAAUGACUAACAUGAAGUUCUUGGGUUUAGCAAUGUGCAUGAUAGGUGUCACUGGACACGUGUGGCUAAAGUUUUCAAGAUCAAUUGAAAAUCGAUAUGGAAUUAUUGAUAAUGAAGAUAAUAAACAUUUAACGUUACCAGAUAGUGAUUCCGAUGAUUCUGGUAAUUCAAAUAGCUCGACUGAAGUGCUUUUUGAUAUAUUAAACAGGAGGCAUUCUUAAAUAAUAUUGAUAUGCUUUAUGUUUAAAAGGCUGUGAAUUUUUUUUUUUAAACUUAAAACAUUUCCAUCAUUAAUAAUUCAACAUCCAUUGGCUUGAUUAUUUAAGUAACUGUGAUAUUAUAUACCACAAUUGUAUUUAUAUUUGUUUAUUUAGUAUUUAAAAUUAUAMUCACUUAAAUUUUAA